AUGGAGAAGUAUCAAUUACUCGAGGUCAUAGGGGAGGGGUAAUUAAAAUUCAGUACCUAUGGGACAGUUUAUAAGGCAAAGCAUAAAGACCUGAACGCAGUUUUCGCAAUAAAAAAAUUCAAGGAAACAGAAGAUAACGAAAGUGUCAGAAAAACAGCGAUGCGUGAAAUUAAUAUGUUAAAACUCCUUAAGUAUGACAAUAUAGUCAAUCUGUUUGAAGUUUUCCGGAAAAAUAAAAAAAUCUACCUAGUUUUCGAAUACGUAGAAAGAACAGUUUUAAAUGACUUGGAAAAUUCCCCACAAGGGAUUUCCCCAUUUCAAACAAAAAAGAUUAUGUACCAGCUGCUUCGAGCGAUAAAGUUCUGUCACGAUAACAACGUAAGAAUAACUUAGAUAGUCCACAGAGACAUAAAGCCUGAAAAUUUGCUAAUUUCGAAUAAUGGGGUUCUAAAGAUAUGCGACUUUGGCUUUGCAAGAGGCUUGAACUCUUUAAAUGGCCAAUAUACUGACUAUGUGUCUACAAGAUGAUAUAGGGCACCUGAACUUCUGGUUGGGGAUACUGAAUAUGGGAAGCCUGUCGAUAUAUGGGCUAUGGGCUGUAUUUUAGCUGAACUUUUGACAGGUCUGCCAUUGUUUCCUGGAGAUUCAGAUAUUGAUACAUUGUCACUUAUAAUGAAGCUUUUUGGGGAAGACCUGACGGAAAAGCAGAUAAAUGCCUUUAAGCGUAACCCAAUGUAUUAUGGAGAAGAGGUACUUAGAUAUAUAGGCUAUAGUUCCCAUCAGUUAA
Blepharisma stoltei is the source of this 787-nucleotide messenger RNA. Lineage: Eukaryota; Ciliophora; Heterotrichea; Heterotrichida; Blepharismidae. The record is from the annotation of a GenBank genome assembly.